Acomys russatus (golden spiny mouse) is the source of this 1065-nucleotide messenger RNA. RefSeq names its product clarin 3 (gene Clrn3). NCBI's taxonomy places the organism in Eukaryota, Metazoa, Chordata, Mammalia, Rodentia, Muridae. The transcript is spliced from 3 exons. The coding region runs from base 163 to 843 and encodes 226 amino acids. The record is from RefSeq and is a predicted model, not a curated record.
GUUCAAUGUUCAGUAGCAUAAAACUUCCUGUGAAGACACAGGUUUUAAUACUCACAACGAAGUACUAGGCUUCCUUUCUAAACACUGGACUCCAAAUGAUAAGGCCCCCAAAUAUUCUAAGAUUGUCACUGUUUCAUCCCAGGGAGCUUUUUUCCUGAGAAAAUGCCAACCACACAGAAAACGUUGAUGUUCCUUUCUGGCUUUCUCACAAGCCUUGGCUCUGUUGUUGUCAUCUGCUCAAUACUGGGGACACAGGAGUGGAUCGCCAGCAAGAUUUUCUUCACGGAUGUGAUUUCCAAUGGUACAAUUAUUAUCACCUACGGUCUUUUCCGUGGAAUAAGUACUCAAGAUUUGAAUGAAGGCCUCCAAGAUCUGGACAAAAACUUUGAAGUUUUAGGGAUAUUGGACAAUUCUUCCGAGAAGUCUCUGCAUUUGGUGGCCAUCCUAUUCCUGGUCCUGAGUCUGGGAGCUUCCGUGUUGAGCUCAGUGUUCACUUUCUACAACAGCAUCAGCAACCCUUACCAGACGUUCCUGGGUCCUAUGGGCGUCUACACCUGGAACGGACUCAGUGCAUUCUUUGUGUUCCUGGCCAUGGUUCUGUUCGUGGGGAAUGUGGAGUCCAACCAUCUCUCCGAAAAACUGUCCCAGAAGCUUUAUCCAGGGACCACUAAUGAGAGAACAACCCACACUUACGGAUACUCAUUUUGGCUCAUUCUGCUUGUCAUCUUUCUGUGUAUUGUCACUGUGAUCAUCAUCAUUUUCUAUCAGAAGGCCCGCUACCAGCAGAAGCAGGAGCAGAGGAAGCCGGUGGAGUAUGCGCCCAGGGAUGGCAUUUUAUUCUGAGUCCUGUCUCACAUCACAUUUGUACUGCCUCUGCCAGUAGUAACUGGAAAGCUGCAUGGGAGAGUAGCUGUCAGGGGCCAUAGCUUCUGCAACCAUGACAUCAUGUCCUUCUUAGAUGACCACUUGCACAUUUCUCCACAGGGAUCCCUCUGGAAAGAGUUUUCUCACAAGGCCAAGAAAAUGAAUGGGAAAGGCUGGGGUCUAGAGUGCUCCAGAGGGAGU